AAUUAUUUAAAAUUUUCUAAUUACUUAUUUAGAACCUAAUAAUUAAUUGAUUAAUUAAAGGUUUAAUUUGAAAAAUAAAUAAGAUUUUUUUUAUCAAGAUUCAAGAGAUAAGAAGUUUACUUAACUACAACUCUAACUAUUUAAACUUUAUAUGGCAAAGUCUUAUUGAGAAAAACGGGUCAUGUAACAUAAUUUUUGUACACUGAUGAUGAUGAUAUAUAUUCGCUCAUGGGAAAUUAUAAAUUAUACAUAUUUUAUGAUAUAUUUCCUGUCAAAACUGAUUUAUAGUAUACUAGUCAAAACAAUUUCCUGACGCGGACAACGUCUAGUAAACAUUCCUCUUGUGCUGUUCAAAAUCCACCACUUCUCUUCUUGUCUUCUCGUAUUCAAGCCCAUUAUAUCACGACAGUUAUACUUCCAACCUCAUAUUUAUAAAUACAUAACUACAUCUACCAACACACACUACAAAACUCCUAUUCAUCAUCCCAACGAUCUUGUCUUAUUUCAUUACACAUAAAAAAUCAUGAUCUCUAGGGUUUUUGACUUCAUGAAGAAAUCUAAAUCGUCCAUUCAACUAAACAACACAUCAUUCCUCGAUCUUCUCCCUUCUUCAUCAUCAACCAAACCAAAAGCUUUGCAUGAUGUGUUCAUCAACCACAGAGGAUCCGACACAAAGAGAAACAUCGCAACAUUGCUUUACGACAAUCUCAAUGCCCGUAACUUACGUCCAUUCUUGGAUAGCAAGAACAUGAAGCCUGGAGAUAAGCUUUUUGAUCAUAUAAACCGCGCCAUUCUCACUUCUAAAGUCGCCGUAACCGUGUUUUCUCCAAACUACUGCGAUUCUUAUUUCUGUUUGCACGAGCUUGCUCUUAUAAUGGAGUCCAAGAAAAGGGUCAUACCGAUAUUUUUCGACAUCAACCCUUCACAACUCGAUGUUAUGAUCGAAAAGGUGACAUGUUCUGAUAAUGAAAUACAACGGUUUAGAUGGGCUCUUCAAGAAGCUAAAGAUACCGUUGGGCUUGCGUUCGAUUCCUGUAAAGGGUAAUUUUUGAGAUAACAUUUUUAUAUAAACGAAUGUUAUAUAAAAACUUCUGAUUAAACUCACAUUUUAUUCUUCUUCUUUUUGGCACAUUAUAGGAAUUUAUCGGAGGUUGUUACAAUUGCGUCGGAUGUUAUCGUUGAGAGGUUGGUGGAGUUAGAGGCUAAAGAUGAAGAUGUUUAGGCGUUGGCGGAACUUUAAUUAACUCCAAAUCAAACGCUUCACUCAAGCAUAUAUUUUUUUUUUUAGUUUCCCAUGAUUGAUAAAUUUAAUUGAUUUCAUUCGUGCAUAUAUAUACAGUAUAUCCUAAGAAAUCGAUAGUUGAUAUAUAGAAGAGACAUCAAUUUUUUUUAUGAGGAUUUAUAAUCUCCAUUAUUCUUUGUAAUUCUUUUGUGUGUGUUCCAUGUACGUAAUUGCUUUUUUCUUUUUCUUUUUGUUUUAAGGGUCUAGUACGUAAUUGCUAUGCUUUUGUAAGCUCAAUAAAUAUAAAAACAUUAUCUCUUUAGGACAUAAUUAACGGGAGUCUUUAGUGGAUUUCUUAGG
Messenger RNA from Brassica napus (rape), 1582 nucleotides. RefSeq names its product TIR-only protein. The transcript has a single exon. The coding region runs from base 524 to 1045 and encodes 173 amino acids. The record is from RefSeq and is a predicted model, not a curated record. Gene Ontology annotation, biological process: signal transduction. NCBI's taxonomy places the organism in Eukaryota, Viridiplantae, Streptophyta, Magnoliopsida, Brassicales, Brassicaceae.